AUGUCUGAUCCUUUGACCCUCGCCACCAGCGUCGCUGGGCUCAUCACACUCGCGGAGAUUGUUUUCAGCCGAACUUUCAAAUACGUCAAGGCAGUCAAGGAUGCCCCUAAAGAGAUCUCAGUUUUAUCUUCGGAGCUUGGUGCUUUGUAUGGCAUGCUUAAUAACCUUCACCUCUUGAUCAGCCAGCUUGAAGAUGAAAGCUUUGAUGCAACUGUCCAGACACACCACCUCAACGCGUGCAAUGUAACGCUCGGAAAUGUCAAGAAGAUCCUAGACAAGUACGAACUUUCAUCAUCUGAAGAGCACAGACUCAAGAGGUUGAGGAUGAGUCUAAAGUGGCCCUUUUCAAUCGGGCAGGCUAAGAGUCUGGUCGCAGAAAUUGAAAGACAUAAGUCGACGAUCUCUCUUGCCCUGGAUACUGAUGGAUUCAAAGGGAUUCUCCUCUCCUUAUCCAGACAGGUGGGUAUGGCCAAAGACUUGCGGGAAAUCAAGGGCGAGCUUGAGCAGAGGCGCGAAGCUGAGACCCGCAUUACUCUGGACGCAGAACGCCAGAAAGUCCUCGAAUCUAUCGGACCGACUGGACCGCAAGGAAACCACAAAGCGGCGUUGAAACUCCGAUAUCCUACGACAGGCUUGUGGUUUACCGAGGGUGAAGACUUCAAAUCUUGGAUGGACACUCUUGGCGCAAACUUGUGGCUUUAUGGCAUACCAGGAGCCGGAAAGACAGUGCUGGCAUCUGCAAUCAUCCAAGAGGCGCUUGCUGCAACAGGUCGUCACGUAGCCUUAGCUUUCUUCUAUUGCGACUACAAAGAUAUUGCAACGCAAGAGCCUGCUAAUAUACUCGGAUCGUUGGCAAGACAGAUUGCUCAGCAAGAUGAGCAAUCUUUCGAGAAACUGCAAGCUUUCUACAAGCAGCAUGGUUUCGAAAGCAGAGGGCCAAGAAUAUACGAAGCAGACGAUCUUUGUCGCCUGAUUGUCGACAUGACAUCGUUCUUUGACAGUACGAUGAUAGUAGUCGAUGCACUCGAUGAAUGUGGACCACAAACUCGUACAGUCGUCGAAAUGUUAACAAGUUUGAUUUCUGAUGAUGAGACAAAUACAAUCAAAAAGUUGUUCCUUAGUAGGGAUGAAAUCGAUAUUAGGGAGCUUCUAAGCGACUAUGCGAUGGUCUCAAUAGCUGCACAAAGUAGCGACCUCAGACUGUACGUUGGAGCUGAGGUCGACGCCAGAGUACGUAGUAGGCAGCUCCGGAUGAAAGACAGAUCUCUAAAAGAAGAGAUCUUGGAGCGAUUGGUGGAUGGUGCAGACGGAAUUGACAUGCUCGACCAAGAAGCCAUUCCAGAAGAAGAUGAAAUCCUCCGUCGCUGCAGCAGCUUGAUACGGAAGAAUGCGGUGCGGGACGAACUCGAAUUGGCCCACUUCACUGUAAAAGAGUAUCUUGACACACUCGACUGCAGUCCUCAAAGCGAAUUCGGAAGAUAUUCUACCAACUUCACGAAGUGUGAACCUGAACUUGCGCUCACGUGUCUGACCUAUUUGAAUCUUGAUGACUUUGCUAGCUAUGGCAUCGUGGAUGAACUGACAAUGGAGGAGCGAGCCAAAAAGUUUCACUUCCGGCUAUACGCUGUUGAAAAUUGGGCAGACUAUAGUCGCAGUCUUUUGACGGAUACGGACGUAUUUUCGCUUUCCAAGAAGCUCUUUGAUCCUUCCAAAACGAACAAUUUUUUGUCUUGGGCUCAGGAAGUCUACCACUAUCGAACAAAUGGCCCAUAUGACUACUCUCUGUUGUCAAGCUGUACCCCAUUACACUUUGCUGCAAUGCUAGCCCUUCCUCAACUUUGUAGCUGGCUCAUUGAGAAUGGUUGUGGCGUCAAUGAUGACAGUGAUUUUGGCUAUCCACUCCACACUGCUAUAUUGGGAGCAAUGUCACUCGAUGAAUCUAUUCACAUAGAAGACAUUGUAUGGAUGAGGUCAACAGACUUACAAUUUGUGCGAGAUCAGACCGUUGAAAUUAUUCUGAAAGCUGGUGCUGAUGCUAACAAGUGUUACUCUCUUGCAGAUGGUAAAACGACACCCUUACACAUGGCAGUCAUUUCUGAGCAAUUAGUCAUAUUUCAGAGUCUAGUGACACACGGAGCCUGGUUCGACGAAGAAUUAGCUAGGUCACUACAUGGUAGGAUCAGCGAAGAUCUCUGGGACAACGAAUUCAUUUUAGAGUUGAUACAAUCGCUCGGGCUAGACGCUAAACAAUUCUCCAUUAGCGAUAAAGCUACACGUCCAAACCUUCAUGAAGUAAAGAAUCAGAGUGCAGCCAGAGAUCCAGCCGCUGCCCUCAGAAUUGUGGCUGAAUUUGGACUACUUGUUCAAAUGAAGAGUCUUACGCGAGAUGAAGGGCUGGAAAUCGACAAGAAGGAUAAAUCAACGGGUCUAACUCCUUUGCAUAUUGCUGCAAGAUCAGGUAAUGUCGAGAUUAUGCAGCAUCUAUUAGAGCGAGGCGCAGAUCCCAAUGUCAAAGACCUGCAGGGGAAAACUACGCUGCAUCAUUCUGUGAGACGAGGAGGAUCUCAGUGUCUAGCCUUACUCUUGCGGCAAGACAUUGACCUUGAUUCAAGAGAUUACGAAGGGUCUUCUGUGUGGCACCACGCCACAGCUGAGGACAAUGCAGAAGCCCUAGACUUUCUUUGGAAUUCCUCUUCUUCCAGGUCGGGCCCGAACAGAAGUGUAGACAGAAUAAGCUCUCUCACUCAUAAUCUGAAAACGCAUUGCGGCCUAUCACCUUUACACACUGCUGUGGAGAGUGGCGCAAUGGACGCGGCUCGAUGCUUGUUACAUUACGGAUUUAAUGUGAAAGCAGCCACAGAUGAUGGAUCAACGAUACUCCAUUAUCUCGCGAGCGGCAACGAGGAUCUAAUUGACUAUGGUAUUGUCGAUAUCCUUCUAGCUAAGGGUGCAGACCCUUGUCAAGCGCGCCUAGACGGUGAAACAACAAUUCAUCUCAUGGUGGCUAGCGAUAGAUGGCCAAGCAAAAAAAAGAUUGGCUUGAUGAACCUACUUCUUAGCUCCGCAGCGACUGUAAAUCAAUCGAACUCGCAAGGUCUGACUGCACUGCAUCAUACCUGCUCCUUUCAGCCUUUGGACAUGCAAUACAAUGAAGAAUACAGGAUUGCAGUGUUGGACAUACUUCUACAUAAGGGUGCAGAUCUAAGUCUUGUGAAUUACAGUGGUGAUACCGCCUUUCAAGUCUUGGUGAAUUCCUGGGAAGCAGCUUGUUUGACACCAAACGAAAAUGAACAUGACAAGGAAAGGAUACCCCAAACAUGUGCUAGUAUGUCUAGCCGAAUUCUCGAUUCUGUUCCAUUGGAAGACUCGCAGACUAACACUUUCUUUCCACGGCAUUUACUCUUCCUGUCGCUAUGGUAUGGCUUUGAGAAGCUAGCCACCCGGAUCAUCACACAUCUCUCCGAUCUCAAUGCAGAUUCUCUUAAGGUGUCUGGCAUAACACCCCUUCAAGCCGCUUGUCUCAAAGGCUGCUCUUUGACUCUUCUGAGGCAAUUCCUUCAGAAAUCGAGCACCGAAGAGGGCACAGCGUUUCAGACCAUGGACUUGGUUCACUUCGCCUGCAGAAACAUUGGGCUCACCGGGCCUGCAAUAGUGGCUGAACUUCUCAGCAUGGGCUUUGAUGCCAAUGCUGCUUCCCACAUAUACUCAGGGUCGGGCAAAACACCCUUGAUGGAAGCAGUAGCAGUGGGAAAUUUAGCUGUUGUAAAAGUCCUUCUUUCCCAUGGUGCGACCGGAUCAAGGCAAAAUGUAUUUGGUGCAACCAUGCUACAUUAUGCAAGAGAGACAUCUCUUGUCGAAUAUCUCAUCCAGAAUGGCCACGUUGCUGACAUUGACGCCAUUGACUACGGUGGACGAACCUUGUUACAUCUUGCAGCUAUAGAAGGAGCUUCCGGUCUGGUGACUGUCCUACUUAGAACAGGAGCAGCCAUAAAUAUACAGGACAAUCAGGGGAAAACGCCUCUUCACUUUGCCGCAGCUUGCGGUCACUUAGAGGUUGUCACGAUCUUGUUGAACCAUGGUUGUGCCCUUAAAGUCGUAGAUCAAUCGAGACUAACGCCGGCGCUCAGUGCACAAAGUCACGGCCACUUUAGCGUCGUAGCAGCGAUAGAUCAUGCUAGCAAUCAUAGAGCACAGCCCUCAAAUGAUCCUGAAGAGCGAGUAUACACACCUUUAGAAAUAAUGACUAGCGCAGGGUUUCCGUCAGAAGGCUUGAGACUGGCAAUUGACAAAGGCGACUUAGAUCUUUGUCAUCAGCUUGUUGAGCUAGGGGAGAAUCUGAACUCUUGUUUUCGGGCAGUUCCAGCCUGUAACCCUCUUGACUAUUCGUUAAAUCGAGCACGACCGACGAUCGCACGGUAUUUUGUCGAGCAAGGUGUCUCAAUCGGCGGAAAAUCUCGCUCUUCCUGGCCUACCGUCGGCUUCACAUGUUUCCAUCAUGCAGCAGCACAUGGCUAUUUUGAUGUUCUGCAGGAACUUCUCAAGCGCUCAACAAACACACCACCUCAUCGAUUGAGCCCAGACCCAGCUCACCUUGCAUUAAUUAAUGGACAUAAUCAAUGCGCUAGGAUUCUCAUCGAACAUGCUAAGAAGUUUGACGACUUCGAGCCCAAUCAGCAUAUGGACAAAACAAGUAUUAAUCAGCUAGGAGGUCUCUAUCCAAGAAUGUCAAAUUAUUGGUUGACAAGCCCAACUCUAUUGCACACCGCCGCGGAAUAUGGUAAUAUCGAAACCCUAGAUAUGCUCCUGCGCUUUGGCGCCGACCCUAAUUGUGUAAAUAAACAUCAACAGACGCCAUUACAUCUCGCGACAAAAUUCGGUCAUGUGAAUACAAUGAGGCGGCUUUUGCAAGCAGGAGCGAAUCCAUACGCAUUGGAUAUGUACCUUGGGACCCCAUGCUUCUACGCUACAUCGAAAGAUGCAUUCGAAAUCUUGGUUACUGUAGGUGUGGAUCUAGAAGCGCGAGACUUGUUUCGGCGCAAUAUCUUACAUAAAGCGGUGAUACAAAAGAGCUGGACUUCUGUACUUCUCUUCCUAACAGGAAUACCAAUUAUCAAGCUGGAACUAGAGAAGGAGGACACGGACGGGCUUUCAAUUUUUGGUACGAUCAUGUUCCAAGCGCCUUCGCGGAUCACGACAUUUCUUCUACAUGCCGAACUCGACGCCAAAGUUUACUGUCCUCGAAACGAAAACGUUCUGGUGCAAGCACUGAGAAACGAUAAUUUCUCACCAAAAAAAUACAAAAUGCUACUACGGAGAAUUCCACCAGCAAUCCUGCCUACGCUCCUAAUGCACCGGCCGCGCUUCGGUGGAAGCCCCCUCUACGCUGCAUCAACUAUCGCCCCUUCUGAUUCACAGAUUGAGUACCUAAAGAUCUUGCUGGACGCAGGAGCGGCAACUGAGCAUGAGGGCGGCGACCAUGGAACCGCUUUGAUGGGCGCUUGUGCAACUGGACGGCUUGCUGUUGUCAAAUUUCUCGUAGAAAAAGGGGCAAAGAUAUGCUAUACAAAGGACGGGAAAGUGACUAGCGGACUUCUUGCUGCGAAACACUUUCCUGAGAUUAGGCGAUGGUUGCUUGUUGGGAGAUUCAUGGAGGGACCGAAGUUAUUGGAGAUAUGCAGUGGAAUUGGCGGGGCCAUGGUCCGUCAAACCAACCCUCUGGUGGUCCGUCUAUGCCCAUUCAGCAGCUGUUGCUUUCCUGCUCAAGCCUCCUUAACAGUGCUCUGUUCUGUCAACGGACAUCUGGAGAGCUUCUACUGGAUAUAUUUGAAUGACAAAGUUGAGGGCACCGUCAGGGUAGACAUGACCUGGACAACUGACGGCAGCGGAAUAUUGAGCUCAAGGCUUGACGAAGUCGAGCUCAAUGGCGUCCGCUAUCUACUUGAGCCGGUCAAAUCAGUCGUGACAUUUGGAGCUCUACUUGAGUCGAUUAAAUCAGCCAUGCCGGUUCCAGGUCAGGACUCGAUCGACAUUCCGACCUUAAGUACGAUCUUUGACGUGGGCGAACAAGAGGCCUCAAUCGACAUUGCAUGGGCCGAGCGACAUCUUAAAGAGCUCGAAAUGGACGACGUUUUCCAGAAAGAGUUUCUCUCUACCGUCAUACUAAACCGCAAACCAAAGAACAUACCCUCCGAAAUCGUACAGUUUCUUCAGGAACAUGGAAUGAGAAUUUUGCACGUUCUGCCGGAAAGCAAGCCAAAUAUCUCAGCACCAGACCCAGGUCCAUACAUCUUGACGACUACGGGCUUGUCGAGGCCAUUUAGACUUUAUCCCGACACUCACGAGGCGUUUUUUAUGGCUAGGAAGUACCUCGAUACGCCUGGUGUGAUGGGACGCGAUUUGCAGAAAUGCCGGGACUUUGCUGCUGCUUGGUACGAAGACUAUAUCCAUGACCCGAUUGAUAAAUUUACCUCUAUCUUGUGGCCCAAGGACUACUGGGCCUUGGUACACCCUGAGCAGCGUCAGCUGGCCGAAAAAUUCAUGGUCACGAUGACCACUCGCCUGGACGUAAAGCGAUCCGAGUUCUCUUUGCAGGAAGAAUGGAAGAAGAGCCCUCCUCCAGAGGCAGGGGGAAGCUCACUCGACGAUUAUAUGCUUAAGGCAACACAAGACAUGUGGUACGAUGACUACCAUGCUUUUGACGAAUUCAGGGAGAGAUACUGGGCCGAGAACGAAAGAGCCCCAUAUAUCACACCUCCUACGCGCUCUUCAUGGGAAUCAUGUGCAUCCAUACAAAAAGCCGACAGAGACGAAGCUGCAAACAAGGUAGACAUUUUCCGCAAAUGGUUUCGCCAAGUGUUUUUCACACACGAGAAACCGCUUUUCAUAAUGCCCCUUGAAAAUGUGGGACCACGAUACAGGGACGACCCUCCGCACUUUCAAAGACCUCCUACUGGUGUUCACACUUUGCUCCUCGCUUCACUCGCGGGCUCACCAGAAAUUGCAGUCCCAAGCAUCAUGGGCGUACCAGGGAGCGACCUGGUUCUAAUGGACACCUUGUUGGACUGUUUGAGAUCGGCUGGUAAACCAACAUCGGUUCUACCGGGCAGUGACAUGUUUGCGCAGCAAUAG
This is a messenger RNA of Bacidia gigantensis, 7128 nucleotides long. RefSeq lists its product as uncharacterized. Bases 1 to 7128 code for a protein of 2375 amino acids. The transcript is spliced from 10 exons. The record is from RefSeq and is a predicted model, not a curated record. NCBI's taxonomy places the organism in Eukaryota, Fungi, Ascomycota, Lecanoromycetes, Lecanorales, Ramalinaceae. Gene Ontology annotation, molecular function: protein binding.